UAUUUAAUUGUUACUUAAGAAAUAACUAUGUUCCAUAACCUUUACGUAAAAGAAGGUCCUUCUACGUAAUGAGUAUUAAAAUCGUGUUACGUAAAAUGAUAAGUUAUUACGGAAGUCUUACGCAAUGCUUGUGAUUUAACUGUUAUGUAAGAAUUAACUAUCAUUACGUAAACUUUACGUAAUGGAUGUGUAUUUUACGUAACAAUUGUAAAAUGUCAUUACAGAAAUCUUACGUAUUGGAAGGUCCCGUUACGUAAUGAGUAUUAAGCUCGCGUUACAUAAAGUGCUAAGUCGUUACGAAAGCCUUACGUAAUGCUUUAAGUGUUACGUAAGAAAUAACUAUCGUUACAUAAUGGAUGUGUGUUUUACGUAACAGUUGUAAAAUGUCAUUACGGAAACCUUACGUAAUGGAAGGUCCCUUUACGUAAUGAGUAUUAAUCUCGCGUUACGUAAACUGCUAAGUCGUUACGAAAACCUUACGUAAUGCUUCUUGUUUAAGCCACGAAACUCCGUACGGGUCAGCCGAAUUCCACUCUUGACCGGAUCUGUGACGAGGACGUCAAAGGCCUUCGAGAACAGGAAUCCACGCUGGCACUUCGAUGGGGGCGCCUGCACCCUGCGUAAAAUGGGCACACGGGGCCUUCGCGGCCCGUUAGCACUCCAACUAUCAAGUCAGUCGAGUUUCUAGAGAGAUAAGUGCCGAGAGAGUUCUUAUUGAGAGAAAUCAACUUGCUUAAAUGCCACCUAGGCAUGACAAUUACCCACCCAUUAGUAUUUUUGCCCAAACCCAAUUAUACCCAUCUACUAUGGGUAGGCCCGUAGGGUAUGGAUUUAUUCUAUAUGGGUUUGGAUAGUACUUGGGUGGUAGGCGGGGUUGGAUUUGGAUUUUAUUAUCAAAGUGAAAAUAGAUAUGGGUUGGAUAUGGGUACCCAUCACUUUGGAUUUGUUUGUAGAUAUUUAUUUUUUAAGGUACCAAAUGUAAAACAAUAAAUUAUGAAGUAUCAAAUUAUAAUUUUUCAUGCAUAAUGCUGGACCUGUUUUUAUUUCUUUAUAAAGUUCAGGUACUAAAUAGUAAAUUGAUAUGCAAAUUCAGCAGUGAAACAUGCCGCCGGAAUUUCCUCCGUCGACCGAUCUCUGACAGUUCGCCGACAACCGGAAAACGUCGCUGGUGGAGCUGGUACCUGGUUUGCCAGUGUACCUGGAGCUGUGCUCCAACUUCGUGGAUUGAUGGUGGCUUAUACCUAGCAAGAAUUUGUGGUUCCGAUGAAGAGCGUCGAGCGGCUGCUUGCGAAUGGAAGGGGAAUCCGAGCUCGUCAGUGAUUCGGACGGAGGCAUUGCAGAAGAAAUCGAGGACCAGGGCUUUCACUAGUUUUGAUUUGGAGAGGUCGGAGAGCGAGUCGCGGAGGUUGGAGUUUUGGAGCAGGGGGAGCGGGGAAGGCGGUGGCGAAAUUGCCGUUGGCCGGAGAAGGGAAAGAGUACGCGGAAGGGGAGAGUCGCGGAGGUUGGGGUUUUGGAGCAUGGGGAGGCGGUGGCAAAAUUGUCGCCACCGGGAGGAGGGACUGAAUGAGAGAGUACGCGGGUCACGGAAGGAGUGAGUCGAGGAGGUUGGGGUCUUCCACUUCCCAAGUUUCCCAGAACCCAGAUCCUUUUGGAGUUGCAGUCCUAGCAGGGGAGUAAAUUACAACCUAUAAUGCAUUAUGGAACUAUUCCAAUUAGCUAUGUUGAAGGAUUUGAAAGAAGGCGAUAGGUCGGGGCGCUAGUUCUGGGAGAAACCAGCAGUGGAGAGAUCUGGAGAGGGUGAGCGAAAGGGUAGGGGCUAAUCCUUCUGUUGCUUCCUUUUCUGGUUGUUUGCGCAGGUCACAGGUCAAGGUUUUGGCGGCGGUGAUGGUAGACGAUUGGAUGAGUUUUUCGCUGAAUGAAAGGUUUGUAACCAAGCUGGUCUCGGUUGAAAGAGAAGAAGGUGGCGGUGCUGUCUGGUACCGGCUAUAGGUGAAAGAAUCUUCGAAAAGGUGGUUUGUUCUGCUGAGUGAAGAUUUGCUAGAUUGGUUACAGGGCAUUCUUCAGACAGCGGCAAUGAGAGACUGGAAAUUUGGAAAAGAGUAUAUUAAGAGAAGUGGAGAACGUGUGAUUCAUGUUGGCAGAACCGCUCUUAAAAAUAAAGCUGUUCUUCAGAUCUCUGAAAUGGUUGCCACUGGAAGAGUGUUUAAGGUUUUGAUAUCGGAACCGGAUGGCAAGAAGGGGUGGGCCUCCCUCAUCGACUUACUGCAGGACUUCUAUACGCUUGAACGAAGGGCUAUGGGGAGCUAUUUAGAGAGACCAUUCGAACAUCUUGUGUUCCAGCCUCCGUCGGGUCAGCAAGUCAGGACGUUUGCAGAAGUUGUUAAAAGUGGAGGAUUUUAUGGUGCAGGGAAGUGCUGUAUCAAAGGCUCUAGGAGGGAUAGAUUCAUAGAAGUUGGUGAUGAAGGAGUUCAGAACAGACAAGAUCUAAUGGGAAAGUGCCUGGAGAUCCAACUCUCUUCCAAAUCAAUCAACAUCUGCACACAAUCUACUGCCGAUGAGUUCAAGAGAUGGGCUAACAAAAAGUGGGCCAUUGAUUCAAAUUAUGGCUGGAUUGACAAGGGGAUUGGAAAAUGGAUGCUUAUCUGCCCGAGCUGGCAUCAGGCAAUGCGUGUUAGAAGCUUUGAUCAAUGCAGUUUUCAGAAUCUUUCAAUCAUAGUCUCGUACUGGAAAGAAGAGAGCAGGGGAGACGCUUCGGAUACCAUGUGGAUUCUAGUCACCGGAAUCCCCUGUCAUCUGAAAAGCGUUGACCUCAUCAAAGAGAUCGAGAAAUUCUGUGGGUUCUUAGUUGAAGUUGAUUGGAAUCACUGGUCGGCCGAUUUUAUCAGAAUUCGGGUUAGGGUUGAUAAUUUCUUGCCGGAUUGCACCCCGAUCUUAUUCGCCGGUAGAUGGUAUCGGAUGAAAGUCGUGCGGGCGGACCUUGAUGAGGCGUCAUCAUUAUUGGACUCUCAACCGAGAAGAGUGUCGAUGAGAUUAAUUACGGAAGAUGAAGCGCUGCAUGGGAACGGUCGCUCGCGUGGAUGCAUGACGGCGGGUACAGGGAGUGAAGUUAGGUUUCCUGAAAAUUCAAAUCGCAAAUCAGGCCCUCCAUUGUCUCCAGUUGGGCCAACGCAAAGAGGUCGGGUUAAAAAAGUUUUGGUUAGGAAGUUCGGGCCUAUAUGGGCCAAGCCUUCUGAACCCUUUGGAUCUGGUAUGUCGAACGCAACUGACACCUCUUGCAUGCUGGUUGGAUCAAAUCAGAGGCCCAUUAACCCUGUUCUGGAUAAACCCACUCUCUUCCCUAGAGUCCUGAGCUCACUCACUCUUACCCACUUUAUUCUAAACCCAAUCCCCCACCCAAUACCCAACCUUCAAAUCUUUAGCUGGUUAUCCUCUACCCAUCCGUUCCAUAUGAUUACCAUUUCCUCAAACCCACCCAGAACCCUCUUCUCUUCCUUCCAACCUUCAAUUGCCAAAGCCAGUCCUUUUCCUACCUCAACCCAAGCUCUUAGUUCCCCUGGAUUGACACAGUCCCCUCCUCCGAACCCAACUUUGAUUUUGAACCUGAUAGACCGUUAAUUACACAUGUUUUCACCCCUGUUCUUACACCGUUUGAGAUGUGGUUUCUCGUGUUUUAGACCGAUUUCACGCUAGGUUGUGCUUGUUUGUGAUAUUUCAGGUCCUGGCAAGUGAAUGAAGGUUUAGGAGCGAGUUCGGGGUCGAUUGGGCGAAGAUCGGGCGCGAGACAAGUCACAAAGGAGGUCACACUGGCACACCCACAACUCACACGGCCGUGCAAGUGACCACUUUGGCCGUGUGAGAUUGUGCGAGAGCAAACACGGCCUGCCCUGAUGUUCACACGGCCGUGUGAAGGAGUGGUUUGGCCGUGCGAGUUUCGCCGAGAGCAAACACGGGCAGAUGGAAAUCUCACACGGCCGUGAGACCCUGGCCGUGUGAGAAGCCUGAAGAUCGAACUAAUUGGAACGCAGCGUUUUGACUCACACGGGCAACUGGGUAAGCCACACGGCCGUGCCACCCUGGCCGUGUGAGUCGGGAUUUUCUGCUUUUAAGCAGAUUUUCAGCCACAAGUCGAGGGAUUCGAGUUUUAGAGAGACAGAGCGAUUCCUAGAGAGAGAAAGCGACGAACAAGAGUCUCCAAGUUCCCUAGCUUGAUCUUCAUCACCAUUGGAGGCCAGUUUGAGCUUGGAGAAGUGCCAAUCAACGUCCAGGAGCAGGAAUCCAUCCUUCACAGUAUGAAUUCCGCGUCUGAUUCUGCUUUUGCCUCUUUCUCUAUGGAGUAGUUCUCCCAUUCAUCUGGGUAUGGAGAACCCUAGAUUUGUAUGUUAGGCUUUGGUUGUAUGAACCCAAGUACUGAUUCUAUGAUUUGAUUAUAUUCGAUUGAGGUUUGAAUGAUUGAAUGACUUGAAUCCUGAUCAAAUUCCUGUUGUUUCUGCUUUGACCUAGAAUGAGAAUAUCUGCCUAGGUUGAUAGAGCAUCCUUGAUUGAAGGUAGGGAGUUGGUGACUUUAGUCGAGGAGCCAACUCACUAUUCUGUACCGGAUUUACUCCGAUAGUGGAGGUUUUGUUUGUUAAGGCCUCAAUCUGUUUACUCCGGUGGAGGUUAGUCGCCCGCUAGAGACUCAGAUUGAGAGGGUCUGAAGACCUUUAGUCGAGACUUCAGGCUGUUUAAGAACCUUCCGCAGUAUAACUAUCAUAGAAACUGAACUUGGUAAUUACAAUCCGACUUAACUGCAGUCUAGGGGGAACCAUAUCCGGGUGACCUCUCUUAACCUGAAUACAACCGUUUACUUGCU
Molecule: messenger RNA, 4849 nt
Organism: Linum trigynum
Lineage: Eukaryota; Viridiplantae; Streptophyta; Magnoliopsida; Malpighiales; Linaceae
Source: the annotation of a GenBank genome assembly